Messenger RNA from Chenopodium quinoa (quinoa), 2812 nucleotides. Its product is annotated as protein kinase and PP2C-like domain-containing protein. Gene Ontology annotation, cellular component: cytosol; nucleus. Bases 346 to 2322 code for a protein of 658 amino acids. NCBI's taxonomy places the organism in Eukaryota, Viridiplantae, Streptophyta, Magnoliopsida, Caryophyllales, Amaranthaceae. The record is from RefSeq and is a predicted model, not a curated record. Gene Ontology annotation, biological process: protein dephosphorylation; protein phosphorylation. Gene Ontology annotation, molecular function: protein serine/threonine phosphatase activity; ATP binding; protein kinase activity. The transcript has 12 exons.
ACGGAGACCGUAACAGAAGUUAGACGGAGGUAUCAAAAGCCAUACUUUUAGAAUUUGAUAGGUGCAAAAAUAAAAUAAAAUUUUAGAUGGGUACUAAAAGUCCGCAAAGGCCAUUUUCGAAAAGUCAAAAUUUCCUAAAUUCGAGUCAAUAUUAAUUGCAAGCUGUGAACUGGGUCUAUACUACAGUUCACAUCCUCAAAAGCACAAUCGAUUUCGUCUAUCGUGUAUUCGUGUUACUCCCUUCCACCCCAAAAACUCUGCAUUUGCACACACUAAUUCAUCAACAUAAAAAAGAGAGAAACAAAGAGAGCGCCAAAGAGAAGAACAGCAAACAACCCCAGAAAAAUGGGGUUAAAAAUCAUCGAGCCAAACACUUGCAUAAGAGGAUGUUGUCACAGUAAUUCCAUCCCUCUUCAUCUCCCACCUUCUUCAUUUUCUCUCUCUUCCCCAAUUGCUCGAGGGAGUGAGAGUGUUGUAUAUGAAGGAAGUUUGGAUGGUCGGAAAGUUGCAAUUAAAAAGCCCAUUUUGUCAACUUCUGAUGAUAUUGAUAGAUUUCAUAAACAAUUGCAGUUGUUAUGCAAACUGGAUCAUCCGGGACUCGGGAGGUUAAUUGCAGCUCACGCGAAGCCACCCAAUUACAUGUUCUUUUUUGAAUUCUAUGAGUUGGGUAGUCUUGCUCAUAAGCUACAUGUAGAGGAGUGGGUCCCAAGUGUUGAUCAGGCUCUUGCUAUCACUCUUGAGCUAGCGGAGACUUUGCAGUAUCUACACAAUCUUGGGAUUGUACACAGGGAUGUCAAACCUGACAAUAUUCUUCUAGGAGAAAAUCUUUCUCCACACCUAGCAGAUUUUGGCUUGGCAGAGUAUGGCAAAGAUCUUAAAAAAUCUUCUUUACUGAACUGGAAAUCAUCUGGAAAGCCGACUGGAGGAUUUCACAAGAAAAAUAUGGUUGGGACUCUUAUUUAUAUGGCUCCUGAAAUUCUGAAGAAGGAGAUACACACUGAAAAAUCAGAUGUCUACAGUUUUGCAGUAUCAGUCAAUGAGCUUCUUGCGGGGGUAGUUCCGUACACUGAUGUUCGUGCAGAAGCUGAGGCCCAUACUGUGUUAGAAAUGAACUAUACAGAGCAGAAACUCAUCGCAGCAGUGGUGUCUGAUGGGCUACGUCCUGUUUUGGCUGAUUCUGAAUCAGGUGCACCUUCGAGUUUAUUGUCAUUGAUUCAGCGAUGCUGGGAUGCUGAUCCCAACAGUAGGCCUUCUUUCACAGUUGUGGUUUCUGAGCUUAAAUCAAUUUGUGAUGAGGUCAAAAACAUGGUGGAAAAGAAAAAUAUAUCUGUUGAACGUACAGCUUCUCAACAAUUCAUGGGGCAGACCUCCAACUCUAAACUUUAUGGAGAGAGUAUUAACUGGUCUAAUCAGGGGGCAGAAAUCUCCAAAAAGAUUUAUCUUUGUGUGACUUCUAGAACUCCAGCUUCAUUUGAUUAUCCAAAUGAUAUAUCCUCUUACAAUCCAGUGCUGUCUUACGGCUCCUUUGCUGCAUGUGGACAAAGGGAGACAAUGGAAGAUACUCAUUUCCUAAAUCCAUGGCUUUGUGAUCAGAAGAAUAUCUACUUUUUUGGUGUCUUUGAUGGUCAUCGAGGUGCUGCUGCUGCUGAAUUUUCUGCUCAAGCUUUACCAAAAUUACUUCAGAGUUCCCAUUCCAGUGGCGCCAGCCCUGCUGAGUCUCUUGUAAGAGCAUUUGUUGAAACUGAUAUUGAAUUUAGAAGUGCACUGGAUUCCCAUUGUAAAUCAAAGGGUUUAAUAAAGAAAGAUUAUCAUCCUGGCUGUACAGCAAUAGCUGCUUUUCUUGUCAAAAAUAAGCUUUACAUUGCAAAUGCCGGGGACUGUAGAGCUAUUUUGUGUAGGGUUGGCCAUGCUGUUGCUCUAAGCAGGGAUCAUGUUGCUAGCUGCCCGGAGGAGAGAGAUCGCAUAAUUAAGGCAGGGGGAGUUGUGAAAUGGCAAUUGGAUACAUGGAGGGUCGGUGCAGCAGCUCUUCAGGUUACACGCUCCAUUGGUGAUGAUGAUCUUAAACCUGCCGUGACUGCAGAACCUGAGAUUACAGAGACAGGUUUAUCUUUAGAAGAUGAAUACCUGGUCAUGGCUAGUGACGGAUUAUGGGAUGUGAUAAGCAAUCAAGAAGUUGUGAGCAUAAUUAGGGACACAGUUAAAGAACCUAGUAUGUGCUCUAAAAGAUUAGCAACAGAAGCUGUACAACGCGGAAGCAAGGACAACAUCACGGUGAUCGUGGUGUUUCUGCGUCCAGUCUCUACUGCUGAGAGGAUAUAUUAGCCCAAAUGCUCAUUUUGUCAGUUGCUCCCUUGUUGAUGGACUAUGCAGUGUUUCCUGGCAAAUUAUCCUUUUCGGUAACAUCUUUGACAUCGUGUUCUUCGCAUUUAUGCAUCGAGCUUGUUGGAACUGUGAAAAUUUGCUGAUGGCUGAGGACUGGGGCUAUGAGAUGAUGAUGAAGCGAAAACAUUUGAUGAUAUUCAAUUUGUUGUUUUAUAGAGACGAGAUGGUUUAGGAGCUAGGCGUUCUGAAGACAAUGCAAAGAGAAACAUAUCUUCAGUUUACUAGCAUUUUGCUAAAGUGGUAUAAAUGUAUAAUAGGUAGUUGGUUUAUCUUUUCUAUGAUGAUAAACUUGUCCGCAUAUUGUUCUCCAUAAAAUGGAGAAAGCUUUGGUUGUAUACUUGUACUACGCGAUUGGUUGUACAUUAAAAAAUUAUUUCACCAAGUAUCCUUUAAAAUUGAAAUUAAACUUCCAUUAUUUGAAUUUAGCAAU